CGCGAGGACAGCGCUGACCCUGUUGGUGCUUUCAAGACUGUUGGGGACUCGGAAAUAAACAAGGAAGGCGGAAUCAUAACUUCAGUGAUCUUCAGGUCGGAAAGAAAUACCCGAGUUACGGAUUUAGGAUUCCGAGUUUGAUUUAUUAACUAGACAGUGCAAAGAAAAUGGCUGCGUUCUUACAGUGGAGACGAUUUGUGUUUUUUGAUAAAGAGACCGUGAAGGACGCUGGAGAUAAUGGGAAGAACUUUGUCCUCCCGGUUGGCAUAUCUGCAUGUGACUCGGGCCGGGGCCACAUCGUUCUUGGAGAUAUGGACGGUCAGAUCUGGUUUUUGACACGCUCCCUACAGUUGUCCUCCUUUCAGGCUUACAAGCUGAGAGUGACCCACCUGUACCAGCUCAAACAACACAGCAUUUUGGUCACGGUUGGGCAGGACGAGCAAGGAAUUAACCCCCUGGUGAAGGUAUGGAAUCCGGACAAGCGUGACAGCGGGAAUCCUCUGUGUACCAGAAUAUUCCCAGCAAUUCCUGGGAACAAACCAACAGAGGUGUCCUGCCUCAGUGUACACGAGAACCUAAACUUUAUGGCUAUUGGCUUCACAGAUGGCAGUGUGGUGUUGACAAAGGGUGACAUAACCCGGGACAGGCACAGUAAAACCCUGACACUGCAUGAGGGCACCUGUCCAAUCACGGGCCUCGCUUUCCGUCAGCAGAACAAAGUCACUCACUUAUUUGUUGCCACUCUGGAAAAAGUCCAUUGCUACACUUUGUCGGUGAAGGAGUACCCUAAACUGGAACUGGACACCCACGGCUGUGCGCUGCGUUGCUCUGCACUCACAGACCCCUCCCAGGACUCCCAGUUUAUUGUCGCGGGGGAUGAGUGUGUGUACCUUUACCAGCCUGAUGAACGGGGGCCCUGUUUCGCUUUCGAUGGGCACAAGCUACUGGCCAACUGGCACCGGGGCUACCUCCUGCUGCUCACCAGGGACACCAAGUCUCCCAACAAGUCUGAAUUUGGGAGUAGAGAGACAUCUCCUUCGGAGAAACAAAUCUUGACAAUCUACGACCUGGACAACAAGUUCAUUGCCUACAGCGCUUCCUUUGAUGACAUCAUUGACGUUCUGGCUGAAUGGGGCUCCUUCUACAUCCUGACUCGGGAUGGAAAAAUGUUUGUGCUGCAGGAGAAAGACACUCAGACCAAGCUAGAGAUGCUCUUCAAGAAGAAUCUGUUUGUGAUGGCCAUCAACCUGGCUAAGAGCCAGCACUUGGACAGUGACGGGCUGUCUGAGAUUUUCAGGCAAUACGGUGACCACCUCUACGUGAAGGGUGACCACGAUGGAGCCAUCCAACAGUACAUCCGCACAAUCAGGAAGCUGGAGCCUUCUUACGUAAUCCGGAAGUUUCUGGAUGCUCAGAGGAUCCACAACCUGACGGCCUACCUCCAGGCCCUGCACCGGCAGUCGCUGGCCAAUGCCGACCACACCACCCUGCUGCUCAACUGCUACACCAAGCUCAAGGACAGCUCUAAGCUUGAAGAGUUCAUCAAGAGCAGCGAGAGCGAGGUCCACUUUGACGUGGAGAUUGCAAUCAAGGUGCUGCGCCAGGCAGGCUACCACAGUCACGCAGUCUUCCUGGCCGAGAGGCACCAGCACCACAAGUGGUACCUGAAGAUCCAGCUUGAGGACCUGAAGAACUACCAGGAGGCUUUGCGUUACAUUGGACGACUUCCUUUCGACCAGGCAGAGAGCAACAUGAAACGCUACGGCAAGACCCUGAUGCACCACGUCCCCGACGGCACCACACUGCUUCUCAAGGGCCUGUGUACCGACUACCAGCCCAGCCGGGAUGCCAUGGAAAGAGACAGCCUGGACAGAGGCCCGGUGGUGGCCAAGAAGGCAAAUUCAGAGGAGUUCAUCUCUGUGUUUGCUAAUAACCCGCGGGAGCUAAGGGCCUUCCUGGAGCACAUGAUUGAGGUGGAGCCCUUCUCCUCUCAGGGGGUGUAUGACACACUGCUAGAACUACGGCUGCAGGACUGGGCACAUGAACAAGACUCUGAGAGGAAGAAGGUCCUGCAGGGGGCAGCACUGUCCUUGCUGAGGAGUGACAACACCGUAUUUGACAAGGCCCUCGUCCUGUGCCAGAUGCACAACUUCAAAGAAGGGGUCCUAUACCUCUAUGAGAAGGGCAAACUGUACCAACAGAUCAUGCAUUACCACAUGCAGAAUGAGGAGUAUGGCAAAGUGGUGGAGGCCUGCAAGCGCUAUGGCGACCAGGAAGUAUGCUUGUGGGAGCAGGCGCUGGGAUACUUUGCCCGCAAAGAGGAGGACUGCAAGGCCUACAUCAGCCAAGUCCUGGAGCACAUCGACCAGAACAACCUGAUGCCUCCUCUAUUGGUGGUGCAGACGCUGGCACACAACUCCACAGCCACGCUAUCGGUCAUCAAGGACUACCUGAUCAACAAGCUGCAGAGGGAGAGCCAGCAGAUUGAGGACGAUGAGCGCAAGAUCCGCCAGUACCGCGAGGAGACGGCCCACCUCCGCGCCGAGAUCCAGGAACUCAGAAGCAGCGCAAAGAUUUUCCAGAAGACCAAGUGCAGCAUGUGCAACAGCCCCCUCGAGCUGCCCUCUGUUCACUUCCUGUGCAGUCACUCCUUCCACCAGCACUGUUUUGAGAGCUACGCAGAGAGUGAGGCCGAGUGUCCCACCUGCACACCGGAAAACCGGAAGGUCAUGGACAUGCUGCGGGCCCAGGACCAGAAACGAGACCUGCACGACCACUUCACCAGACAGCUGCGGUGCUCCAAUGAUGGUUUCUCCGUGGUGGCGGACUACUUUGGCCGUGGGGUGUUCAACAAGCUGACCCUGGUCACCGACCCGCCGGGCAGCAAGGUGGGGGUGGGAAGCCUGGAGGCAGACCUGCAGAGGGACCUACUCAUCCACACCAAGAGGAACACUUGAGGGCCACAAGGCACAAUGGAUACAACAGCUUGCGACUGUACACUAUUACCCUUUUCACACUAUCAUGCUGACCCAAACCAAGCUGGGCUGGCUCUGAUAUUUUAUUUUCAGAUUGUCCUUUUUAGCACAGUUGGUUUGUGUGGCUCGGCUUGGUUCAACUCCAUUGUGUGAAAAGCCCUUAGGUUCUGUGUUUUGCUGUCUGCUGCUCAAGCUAAGAAUAAACUACUAUACCCAGCUGCAAUGGGGUCCCUGACCCAUCGUGCUUUGUUCUGUAGUACACAAUGCCACAAUAUUUAGUCAAGAUUAAUCAGUCAUGCUCCUGUCACAACACCAGUAAGAGAUGUGUUGAUAGUUUCUGUUUCUGAUGCAUGUUACACGUCUGUGCAUCUGGGUUGUGUUUAUUAGGUGAAAUUAACAGAAAACGUUUUUGCAAUGUGCAAUGAAUAUGAGCAUUACUUAUUGUACAGGUAGUUGCUGUUUUCUUCAAUAUGACACCUAAUAAACAACCCUGGUCCAAGCACAGAGGUUCAGAAUGAAGGGUGGUUGGGUGGAUUUUGUUUUUAUGCACUUGAUUUAUGUGCAUUGUGUAAUGUCUUUGAGCACUCUGUUAGAAUUUGUAUUUUUUAAAGAAGGCUAUCUCUUGAAAUGUGGCUUAUUGAUACUGGGUAGAUGCAUUUUAUUCCUUGUUGUGCCUUCUUGAAAUGCUGUGUGCAUGUAUUUCUUUCCAUAUGAGAUGUGUCAUGCCAUCUCAUAUUUGGGUUUUAUACCAUGGCCUUGUUGAAUACUCGUUUCUGAUUGGCUUGAAGGGCAUUCUCAAGCGUGCAUUAUUUCCCUAUGAAGCACGGUAUAUCAGCAUGUAAAAUUAAAUCGCUAUAGUUCAUGCUUACAUGUUUUGUUUGAGCUGGUUUUGAAACCAAAAAUCGAAUUGAAAACAUUGAAUUUGAUGUUCAUAAUAGCAUUCUAGGACUGAUGGUUUGGUUAGCUAAACUAACAUGUCAAUUUGUAAGUCGCUCUGGAUAAGAGCGUCUGCUAAAUGACUUAAAUGUAAAUGAUGUAAAUGUCUGUUUGGUUAGUUACUAACAUGUGUCUGUUUGGUUACCAUAGAAACUACUGUGGCUAUCGAGUAAACUUACUGGGUACUUCAGUGGAUGUUGAACACAUUUCUACCAACACAUUUCUAGUGGAAAUUAUGCUUAAUUAUAGCCAUGGUUUAAAAUGGAUAAUCAACUCUGGGCUCUAUGCAUCCUCUGUAAAAUAUUGCAACUCCAUGGACGGUCAGUUCCACUCAGCUAGGGCAUAAUGGAACACACCUUACAUGUCGUUCAUUAUCUUCCACAGAACGCAUAGCCCCUCGUUAAUUAUCCCUUCCUUAUAAAAAUGUAGCCCAUCUCACACUUCACUUUUUAAAGUCUGAAUUUGGCUAACCCUAAACAUCAUUAAUGUCUUUAAUACACUUCUCUUCAAGGUGACUUCCAGAAAUGUGCAUGUUGUGGCUGGUGAAACAUUUAGCCUAGAUAGUGUGGUAUCAACCAGUGAUUCUGCAAUGUCUUUGUAUCAAUCCACUAAUGUUGUAUAUAGAUUUGACCUGCACAUUACCUGAAUAAUGAAUGAACUAGCUACAUGUCAUAUGCUUAGAAUUCUAGUUCUAUGCAUUAGCAUACUUGAAAUGUGUCACAUAAAUGAUCUUGUUUAAAAAUGUUUGUGCUUAUCUAAAUAAAUGUGCACAUAUACUCAA
Oncorhynchus gorbuscha (pink salmon) is the source of this 4692-nucleotide messenger RNA. RefSeq names its product VPS11 core subunit of CORVET and HOPS complexes (gene vps11). Lineage: Eukaryota; Metazoa; Chordata; Actinopteri; Salmoniformes; Salmonidae. Gene Ontology annotation, biological process: organelle fusion; vesicle-mediated transport; endosome organization. The record is from RefSeq and is a predicted model, not a curated record. Bases 168 to 2957 code for a protein of 929 amino acids. Gene Ontology annotation, cellular component: endosome; HOPS complex. Gene Ontology annotation, molecular function: protein-macromolecule adaptor activity; protein binding. The transcript has 17 exons.